CUUCCACCGUUGCAACCACCACGACAUCCCUGCAUCCUUGUCGGCGUUAUGCUUGACUUUAGGGUGUCGAUUGAUGCAUUUUUCUUUAUGUGGUGGUGCCGAGCAAUAAGCCAUCUUAAUCGCUCUGUUCACGCUUUGAUACCACGGAGAAUGGAGUUUCAUGCAUAGGCAACACUUAUUCAUAGUUAGAUCUACAUUUUUGUUUUUCGCAACCAGAGUAGUGGUGUCCUCCCAGUGAACUAGUCUGAUAUGCCUUCAAACCCUCUCGUUGUCUACAAUCCAUCGAAGAGCGCAUGAAAAGUUUUUGAUGUUAUUUGGGCGCUUAAUCAAACAUCCGCAAAUAACGCGUCGCGCCCUUCACCCACGCGUACACCACCCUUCUCUCUUCACCGACAUUGUAAGUUUCAUUUACAACUAAUGGAAAGGCAGGACUCACAAGCUGUUUGUAGGCAUACGGAUCAAAGGAUGUCUUCAAAAUCUUCAGAAACUACCGAGGAAUCAGUACCAUCUAUCCCAGAUCCUACCUGUCCGCUCGUCGCCUCGUAUACAUAUCAUUCUCCCACACCAAGCACCUCUGGUCCGUAUAUCCUGGGUGUAGAUGAAGCAGGCAGAGGGCCUGUUCUAGGACCAAUGGUCUACGGCGUCGCGUAUUGUCCUGCAGCCUAUCGAGAGGACCUCGAAAACCUUGGUUUUGCAGACUCGAAAACAUUAAAUUCCAGCACCAGAUCUUCGUUACUGCGUACACUAUGUUCAGAUCCUGCUAAUCUUGCAUGGUCUGUUCGCAUUCUAUGUCCGCAAGCCAUCUCCAGUGGUAUGCUUCGCAAGCCUCCAACAAAUCUCAACCGUCAAGCCGAAGAGGCUACUGUCCUUCUGAUUCGUGAAGUCAUCCAGAGCGGGAUUCAAUUAUCUGAGGUCUAUGUGGAUGCUUUAGGUCCCAUCAAAACAUACCAGGCAUACCUCUCUUCGCAAUUUCCGGGUAUCAAUUUUACUGUUGAAGCUAAGGCAGACUCAAAACAUAAGAUCGUCGGUGCGGCCAGUGUUGCUGCGAAGGUUACUCGAGAUGCUUGGGUCGAAGGCUGGAUAUUUGAAGAGACACAUUCGAACGGUGAAUCCGGGCGCGCAGUGCCAGUGCAGACAUGGGGUGAUGAACUUGGUAGUGGAUACCCUUCUGACCCAAAAACGCAAGCAUGGAUCAGGAACUCUCUGGAUCCCACGUUUGGGUUCCCUUCUCUAGUGCGCUUUUCAUGGACGACAAUCAAGGUUGCUCUUGAAAAGAGCGGACAUGAUGUCGAAUGGAUCGAUGAUGGUCAGAAAUCUCUCGUGAAAGCGUUCGAGACAUCAUCCGGCAGGGACAAACAUCGCUGUAUCGUUGCACGAGAUUUAGGUAUCAAGAAUAUUGGGAUGCUAUAGGCCCCCCAUUAUGCCCUUCGGCUGCAGUGUGGACUUCUAUCCUUAUCCAUAUUUUAAUUUAUUCUGACGAGUUAUAUCACAACUGUACUAUCAUUCACUCAGUGCCCACCCGUGUGAACAUUUCAUUUCC
Messenger RNA from Somion occarium, 1540 nucleotides. The record is from the annotation of a GenBank genome assembly. Lineage: Eukaryota; Fungi; Basidiomycota; Agaricomycetes; Polyporales; Cerrenaceae.